Messenger RNA from Aethalodelphis obliquidens (Pacific white-sided dolphin), 5265 nucleotides. It is a transcript of the gene E2F3, whose product is annotated as E2F transcription factor 3. The record is from RefSeq and is a predicted model, not a curated record. The transcript is spliced from 7 exons. Gene Ontology annotation, biological process: regulation of transcription by RNA polymerase II. Gene Ontology annotation, cellular component: RNA polymerase II transcription regulator complex. Gene Ontology annotation, molecular function: DNA-binding transcription factor activity, RNA polymerase II-specific; RNA polymerase II cis-regulatory region sequence-specific DNA binding; protein dimerization activity. Bases 630 to 2033 code for a protein of 467 amino acids. NCBI's taxonomy places the organism in Eukaryota, Metazoa, Chordata, Mammalia, Artiodactyla, Delphinidae.
CACCUCCUAAAACACCUACUCCCUCCCAGCCAAUCAAGGAAGCAUAUGCAAAUAGCGCUCCUGUCGCCCCGGCAACCAUGAUGCACGGCAGCCAAUGGAAACCGGCAGGUUGCGACCCUGCUCCGUGAUUGGGACGGAAGGAAGGAGACACAGGCCCAAUGGGCUGUGGGAACGGUCCUCGGCGGGUUGAGGGGCGGGGAUAUGCAAAUAUGGUUUGAAAAGCCGGCGGGAAAUCUGAGUUUCGCGGGAGGACCUUGGCGCGUAAACCGUAUCCCUUCAUUCAUUGUCAGCAGCAGCUUCCUGGAGCCAUUUUUCAGCUGCCGGCCGCAGCACCCGUGCUGCCGCCGCCGCCUCGCAAUCCAUUGCAUCGGCCGCCCCCGACGCCUCCAUCCCCCCUCGGGGCCCGAUAUCCGUGCGCCCGGGACCCUCCUCUCUCCAGAGCCCCGAUUAUUUUUGGCCCCCGGGGCCCGGGCGGUGCGGAAAAAUAAAAAGAAAAGGGAGAGAAGGGGCUCGGAAGCGCCGGGCGGGGAGGAGAGAAGGAGAGACUUGGAAACUCCGACUGCAAAUAAUAAAGAAAUUGAAAACAAUACGUUAAUAUACCAUAGCAAUAAAAAGAGCAGGAGCGAGAGAUGAGAAAGGGGAUCCAGCCCGCCCUGGAGCAGUACCUGGUGACCGCCGGGGGUGGGGAGGGGGCGGCUGUCGUCGCCGCCGCCGCUGCAGCCUCCAUGGACAAAAGGGCACUGCUAGCCAGCCCCAGCUUCCCCGCCGCCGCCACCGCCGCUGCUGCCGCCGCCCCGAGCGCAUACAUCCAGAUCCUCACCACGAACACUUCCACCACCUCCUGUUCCUCCUCCCUCCAAAGCGGCGCCGUCGCCGCCGGCCCCCUCCUCCCCAGUGCCCCCGGCGUGGAGCAGACCGCCGGCAGCCUCCUCUACACCACGCCGCACGGACCCUCCAGCAGAGCCGGGCUGCUGCAGCAGCCACCAGCGCUGGGACGCGGCGGCGGCGGCGGCGGCGGCGGCCCUCCGGCAAAGCGCAGGCUGGAGCUAGGAGAAAGCGGUCAGCAGUACCUCUCAGAUGGUUUAAAAACCCCCAAGGGCAAAGGAAGAGCUGCGCUCCGAAGUCCAGAUAGUCCAAAAACUCCAAAAUCUCCCUCAGAAAAAACACGGUAUGAUACAUCACUUGGUCUGCUCACCAAGAAGUUCAUUCAGCUACUGAGCCAAUCACCUGAUGGGGUCUUGGAUUUGAACAAGGCAGCAGAGGUGCUGAAGGUGCAAAAGAGAAGGAUUUAUGACAUCACCAAUGUACUGGAAGGCAUCCACCUCAUUAAGAAGAAGUCUAAAAACAACGUGCAGUGGAUGGGCUGCAGUCUGUCUGAGGACGGGGGCAUGCUGGCCCAGUGUCAAGGCCUGUCUAAAGAAGUGACCGAGCUCAGUCAGGAAGAGAAGAAAUUAGAUGAACUGAUCCAAAGCUGCACCCUGGACCUCAAACUGUUAACCGAGGAUUCAGAGAAUCAAAGGUUAGCUUAUGUUACAUAUCAAGAUAUUCGAAAAAUUAGUGGCCUUAAAGACCAAACUGUUAUAGUUGUGAAAGCCCCUCCAGAAACAAGACUUGAAGUGCCUGACCCGAUAGAGAGCCUACAAAUACAUUUGGCAAGUACCCAAGGACCCAUUGAGGUUUAUUUGUGUCCAGAAGAGACUGAAACACACAGUCCAAUGAAAACGAACAACCAAGACCACAAUGGGAAUAUCUCUAAACCCACUUCCAAAGACUUGGCUUCAACCAACUCAGGACAUAGUGAUUGCUCGAUUUCUAUGGCAAACCUUUCUCCUUUGGCCUCCCCAGCCAACCUUUUACAGCAGACUGAGGACCAAAUUCCUUCCAACCUAGAAGGACCAUUUGUGAACUUACUGCCCCCCCUGCUCCAAGAAGACUAUCUCCUAAGCCUUGGGGAGGAGGAAGGCAUCAGCGAUCUCUUUGAUGCUUACGAUCUGGAAAAGCUCCCGCUGGUGGAAGACUUCAUGUGUAGCUGAUUAUGCUUUGUGUGGACUUCCCUUAUAAACCCAUAUUUUUUUAUUAUGAAACCGAACAUCUGUCAUGCAGUGUUGUCCCUUCCUACCUUCUUCCUCCAAGAUAGUAUCAUGAAGUAAACUACAAACUUCAGAACAAAGCUGACAUUUUAAUGAAUUAAAAAAAAAGAAAAAAAAUGUCUAAACGCACAGUUGCAGGCGCCCUUGGGAAAGCCGUGCCUCGCCCCAGGCUCCAAAAUCUCCUGGAUGAGUCAGCAAGUGAGAAAAUGUGCAAUCAGGUGUCUCUCACCCGUCCUUUUCCUCCCUCCCUCCUGGACUGGCUUGCUGUGCCUGACGGAUGGGCUGUAGACUGGGGUCUGGCCACCUGGCCCACUCGCAAACAGCAAUCUUCCUUAAUAGCAUUUCAAGCCGUGCCUUCUUCGCAGAAUGCAUGUCUUUGGGGUCUGCUAAUUUGGAAUGGAACUGCAGGAACUGUAAACUUGAAGUCAUGCAAAAGUAUGAAAUGGAUUUCUUCAGCUCUUCUUAGGAAUAUUUAAAUUACUGUCAUAAUUCAGUUUAAGCUAUGGACCGCAUGUCCCACUAGGAGGUCAAGAGAUCCUCCACAGCCUUUCAGAUGAAGAAACUGUUUUCAAGUAUUUGUCGCAGAUACAGAAGAAUAGUUGAGUUCUGCCCCUCUGAGCUGUUGUGGAUUUUUCCUGUCUCCAUAAACCACUUCCACUCCCCUGCCCCCAAUGUAUUCGUAAGUUUGAAGUUGAUUUGUAGCAAAUGCCUACUUUGGAGUUCUUUGUGGAUUAUUUUAGAUUUUUUUUUUUAAGCUGCCAUUUAAGCAUUCCUGUGGCACCCAUCACCAUUUCAAUUUAAUUGUUUACUUUGAAGCAGUUUUUGCUAAUUCAAAUUAUUUAAGCAGAGGUAGAGAACCUCUCUUGAUCAGAGCAUCUAAACGUGUGUGAUCUAAGGUUUAACAGCCUCUGCAAGAAGCUUUGCCCCAUCUUGCUUCCUUUCCCAGGAGGGGGCGCUUGGAGCCAGUGGAGCUCGCAGACAGGGGCGGCCCAUCUGGAAGGAGAACCAGGUCAGAUGACACAGCAGCCCCAAGGAGCAGCAGGUGUGGAUCCCUCCGUCCUUGGGCUUCCCGGGCCCCCGUGACCGGGGAAAGGGCUCUCUUAUACUGCACUCAGGGAGACCACUUCUCAGGAUGGGGUCAGAUGGAGAGGCCUCUGGGGAGAAAGACAUCCCCCGUUGUGAGUAGGGUUCUAUCAGUGGCAUUUACUUCCGCUGGUGAGAACAGCUCCCAUUCCCCUCCCGCUACGAAGGAGUGAGCUGGACCAAGGGAAGUCAGGGAUGUAGAAAAAGCAGGACGGGAUGCCAGGGCAUCUUCCCCUUAACUCUUCAGGAAUGGUGUCCCAAGUUGGAGGCUUCGUGACAGCUGCAAAUCCUACCAGUUCUGUCCAAGAAUGGCUUUCCCAUUGGCCAGGGGGAGAUGGCCCUCUCCCGCUGGGAAUGUGGCAGAGUACCUCACAUCCAUUCCUUGGAUGCUAAAGACUGUGGGAAUGAGGGAGUCAUCUAAAAAACAAACCUCAACACAAAGAACAGUUAAAUUGAAAUGCUAUGUGCCCAACACAGCGGUAGGCACAUAGUAAGGCACUCGAUUCACGUGUUCAAUUGAAUGGCAAAUAUAUCCCUUAGGAAAAACACAAAACAAAACCGCGAAAGCCCUAGCCGGGUUAGUCUAGGCAGAUUUCCACAAUAUGCAAAGUGGUGGUCGGGUCAAAACAAUGACACCAGCACUUUAAACUAUUUGUGUAGGUAUGCAUGGGUGUAUGUUUGAGAAGAAAAACAAAGGUGCAGAUCAUCCUCCCUUUUCUUCUGCCUCCAUCCCCACCCCCGUCGUCCCCUCAUACACACACUGGACUUGGUCCGAGAUGAAGCAUUGGGGGGGUGGGGGGGGAAGGGGGAGCUUUGUGUCAAGUGCCUACUGGAAAUGCACUGUGGGGUGUUUUCCUGUAUGGGAAACCAUUUAUGCCAAGCUUUUCCCCAUUUCCCAUAUUUAUCUCAUCUGGUUAGCUGCCUCCGCUUCCAGCUUUGUGUAAUUCUCUUUGCCAGCUGCACAAAAGCUGAUUUUUUCCCAAAGUCUAAAGACUGAGCUCACCUGACUAGGUGUUUGUGUGUUUGGUUGAAUUUCUCGUUAAACCUUUUCGUAACGUGAUGCCGUAUUUAUUGUUUUAAAAAUGAAAGGAAUCCUAAUAAGUCUUACAAGUUCCUUCAUGCAUAAGGUUUUCCCAGUUAAUGGGCUUAACUGGUGUACAUUAAUUAGACGUCCAUACUGUAUUCUGUUUGCAUUAUUAGUCAUUUUAUUUUUUACAUAGUAUCUGGCACACAAAGUGGGUUAGUACUACAGUAUUUGCGUUACUUUAAGUACUGAGUAUGCAGGUUUCCUGGUACCAUUGAGUUGCUGCUAUUAAAGCUCACACAUGAAAUGGCUAAAAGUUACACGUGUGCGUAUUAUGACUGCGUGAGCCUUAGAAAGUAAACUGUAUAAAGAGCAACACAUGAGCUGUCAAACAGUGUUAGGUGUGUGUUUAUAUGUACAGAUCUGUGCGUAGCAAUCGUUUUAUUUAAGUUGAUACGCAGCCUACUCAUAUUUUCAUUAUCUAGCAAUUUUGUACAAAAAUAGCAAUUAAUUUGUAAACACUGCCAGAAUAUUUUCUAGCUGGUUUGUAAUUUUUUAAGAGUGUUGUUUUGUUUUUGUUGUUGUUGUUGUUGCGUUCUUGUGUUCAUUUCUGUUGUAAGUGUAGAUCUGUAAAUACAAUUGCAGUAUUUAAAGCUUCAGCUUUCAGGAAAAAGAAAAGUAAGAACUCAGCGUGUGCAUGACAACUCGUGUGUACAAGAGGAGGGAUUUGAAGGAAGAUGCCUUGCAGAGUGAGUCGGGUGGCAACUGUCAGAUUGUGGGAAUUUCUUUUCCUAUGGGGUACGUGAUUUUGUCAAAAGUAAGUAUUUCUCCCAAAAUUGGGAGCAGGCAAACUACUAAUCAGUUUAGCUUUGUGUUGUAUGCUAGUUAAAAGAAGAAAAUAUGUAAUAUAAUGUAAAAAAAAAAAAAAAAGCUUUUAUGAUGGAUUUUGUAAAUAGAUUUGUUACAGGGUAACCUGUUCUCUAGCUGUGAUCUUACCACUUCAAAUGGGUGUAAUUUGAAUAAAUUUUGUAUGGUAAAGGAUCAAUAAAAUGAUUUUUUUUAAAGAGC